Tachysurus fulvidraco (yellow catfish) is the source of this 2681-nucleotide messenger RNA. It is a transcript of the gene abch1, whose product is annotated as ATP-binding cassette, sub-family H, member 1. Gene Ontology annotation, biological process: transmembrane transport. Gene Ontology annotation, molecular function: ATP hydrolysis activity; ATP binding; ABC-type transporter activity. The transcript has 21 exons. Bases 93 to 2252 code for a protein of 719 amino acids. Gene Ontology annotation, cellular component: ATP-binding cassette (ABC) transporter complex; membrane. The record is from RefSeq and is a predicted model, not a curated record. NCBI's taxonomy places the organism in Eukaryota, Metazoa, Chordata, Actinopteri, Siluriformes, Bagridae.
CAGUUCAGGGUCUAACGGGUUAACACGCACAUCUGCGCGUGCACUGACGUUACCGCAUCACGGUCAGCUCGUGCGCUUUACCGACCGGCUCCAUGGCCCAGACCGGAGGUGCACACUGUCCUCGUGGGAGCACGGAGAUGGAGAAACUGCGUGGUGGUGAGUGUGAGAUGAUGAAGGCAGAUCUGGAGGCUUCUCUCUCUGCGAGCUGCAGUUCAGCUAUUCAGUGUCGGGAUGUGUGUCGCUCCUACGGCAAGCUGCGAGUCCUCAGCAGCCUCAACCUUACUGUAACUCAGGGUCAGAUUUAUGGCUUGCUGGGCCCGAGCGGUUGCGGGAAAACCACUCUGCUGAAGUGCAUCGUGGGAACUUUGAAGAUCUCUCGAGGUCACAUCAGCGUGCUUGGGAAGCCACCAACAUUCCCCGGACAUGAGGUUCCGGGAAGGAUGGUGGGAUACAUGCCACAGGACAUAGCUCUGUAUAACGAGUUUACAAUCAGUGACACGCUCUGGUUCUUUGGCCGGAUCCACGGCCUCUCAUCCCAAGAGACGCGGGAGCGCAUGAAGUUCCUUAUUGAAUUUUUAAACCUGCCACAGAAGAAUAGCCUCGUCAGAAACCUCAGUGGUGGCCAGCGACGGCGUGUUUCUCUCGGCGCUGCUCUUCUUCAGAACCCUCAACUCCUCAUCCUCGACGAGCCCACAGUAGGAGUAGAUCCUGUUCUACGAGCCAAAAUAUGGCAGCACCUGGUGGAGAUCGUGAAAGGAGGACAGGUAUCCGUCAUCAUCACUACGCACUACAUCGAGGAGGCCAGACAAGCCAACAUGGUGGGGUUAAUGAGGAACGGGAGGCUGCUGGCUGAAGCCAAUCCAGAAGAGAUCAUGAAGCAGCACCACGCUGCAACCCUGGAGAGUGCUUUUCUGCAGCUUUGUGAGGACUCGGACCAAGUGGGAUCCCAGGACAGUCCUCGGUGUCCUGAGCACAAUGACAAUAUUUCUCCAGACAGCCUGAAGGACGAGUGCAGAGAGCCUAUUUUGGGGAAGGAUAUAUCGGCAACAUCAGACAUCCCUAAAUGCAAAGUGGACUGGAAGGUGAGAGCAUGGCAUUUCAUUCCAAAAUGGCGAAAUAUUGCGGCACUGACGAUCAAGACAAUGGUGCGAAUGAGGAGAAAUCCAGGUUCUCUGUGUUUUCAGUUCCUCCUGCCCGUGAUUCAGAUCUGUCUGAUGUGUUUGUGUAUCGGUGGCGAUCCGAAGGGCAUCAAGGUGGCUGUGGUCAAUAACGAAACUAGCUCGAGUGCCUACAGCCACUCUUUCCUCUCUUUCCUCGACAACACCAGCAUCUACCAGGUGAGCCUCUCUCAUUCUGCUGCUUUUGAAGGCGUCCAUAACGGGGAAUUCUGGGGCGUCGUCGAGUUUGGUGAGAACUUCACCACCUACCUGACCAAGAGGAUGUUUCAGCCGAGAGUCUCCAGAGACAUUGUCGAUGGGGGGUCCGUCCACGUGUGGCUCGACUUGACGAAUCGACAGAUAGGAAUAAUGAUACAAAAGAAGCUACAUGAAGCUUUUCAGUCUUUCGUGAAAAGCAAGAUGGGAAGCCAGGCCUAUCUGGUGUCUGUUCCAGUUAAGUUUGAGGAGCCAAUAUACGGCAGUCAGAACACCACAUUCACGACCUUUGUGACUCCAGGAGCUGUUCUGAGCAUCACAUUUUACCUGGCGGUGGGACUUACUGCUCUGUCCUUUGUCUUGGAGAGGAAAGAGGGGCUGCUGGACAGGUGCUGGGUUGCAGGAGUGAGUUCUCUAGAGACUAUGCUUGCACAUCUCUUCUCUCAGCUGUUGGUCAUCAGCGUCCAGAUCAUCCUGCUCCUGCUCUUUAUCCUGCUGGUCUUUAAGAUUCCCAAUGAAGGCUCCCUGGUCCUCGUCAUCUGCCUGAUUUUUCUUCAGGGUGUGACCGGAAUCUCUUUCGGACUGGUAAUUUCCUCCGCCAUCGACGACGAGCAGUCGGCCAAUCAGGCAGCUCUCGGCAUUUUCUACCCCAACCUCAUCAUCAGCGGUGUCAUUUGGCCGGUGGAGUGUAUUCCGUAUCCGCUGAGAUACCUGAGUCUGGUGCUGCCUCAGACGUACGCAUCUGAAGCCCUACGCUGCAUUAUGUACCGAGGAUGGGGUCUGUCGCGCAUGAUGGUGUGGCGCGGCUUCGCCGUCACGCUCGGCUGGAACACGUUCUUCCUCAUGCUGGCUACCAUCAUCCUCAAGCUGAGGACAUGAGGGACGCCGGUCACUCGAAGGUGCUUCAGAUCAAUGAGAGAGGUGGCAGGGAGGAGGGGAAAUGUGCAUGUUUACAUUAUUCUCGUUACCGAACCUGCGAUCAUUCAUCACUGAUCAACUGUGAAAAUCCAGGAGAAAUGCAAGGAGGCGAUGCAUGUGUACUGAAAAGAGUUUGCCUGGGCUACAAGCACAAACACACCAGCCUUGUGCCAGCAAUACCAGCUAUAAAUACUGUGGCUUCUUCCUGUAUGUCCAAGUUAUACAGAGUUUAUAGAUAUCAAAAAAUAUAUAUACUGUAUAUAGAGAGAUAUAAAUAGAUAGAUUUGAGAUUAAUUGCUAGCAAUUGAGUAUUUUUGGUGAACAGUGUUAAAUGCUAUGAAGGAAUGGCUUUUAUAAAGAUGUCUAUAAAGUUUUGUCUCAUAAUAUGAA